AUGGAUGAUAGACUGGUUAGACACGAAGAGGUCCUUAAUGAGGUAGUAAACACUCAGGAGGCACUCAGCAACACUCAAACUGACAUACAAGGCACACUAGAGCUGAUACUCGAACGACUGACUAAUCUGGAGAGGGUUCCAGCAAGAGCACAAGGAGAGAGACCUCAAGGUGAUGGAUUAUUGCCCAUGCCAGGCCCAAAGGUAAGGCACCAUCGACCUCCAGCAGUACAAGCUCCUGCGCCGAAAUGGGAGCUACCUUAUUUUGAAGGCCAUGAACCUAAAGGAUGGAUCCGAAAAUGUGAGAGGUACUUUAACUUGUAUAAGACUCUAGAGAAUUUGAAGGUGGAAGCAGCUGCCCUCUACUUAAAUGGCUUGGCAGACAUCUGGUAUGAUUCCUUAAUCCUUAGUAAAGGGGAAAUAAGUUGGGCUGAAUUUAAGGAGGAAUUAUUGAUCCGAUUUGGAGAAGAAUUAAUGGGAGACAUAGUAGAGGAAUUCAAUAAGUUGAACCAGACGGGAACAGUAGACGAAUUCCUAGGUAAAUUUGAAUAUUUGAAAGCCCAAAUGCCGAUCAGGAACCCUAACUUAGAUGAGUCACACUUCAUAUCUAGAUUUAUUGGAGCCUUGAAGGAGGAGAUUAGGUUUGGGGUGAAACUCUUCAAACCUACAACUCUAAGGUUUGCAGUGGAACAGGCUAGGUUACAGGAGAAGGCUAUCGAGGCUGCUCUUAAGCGUACAAAGGUAGUGGCUAAAUCAUUUCAGAAUACUGGCAGCUCUAACAACAAUAAGACACCUGUUACAACUACAGUCAAGCCAACUUCAUUUAGGCUCAGCCCUGAGGUUUAUGAGUACAGGAAAAUUAUUCAUUUGUGUUAUAAAUGUGGUGAGAAAUAUGCUCCAGGCCACCAAUGCAAGAGGAAGCAAUUGAAUAGUAUGACGGGAACAACAGAAGUUCCUAUUGAGAUUGGUGAAAUAGAAGAAGAGCAAGACUCUACAGGACUGAUCAUUGAAGGGGAAAUGGAACAGGAAGUUAUAGAGGCAGUGUGUUUAAAUGCUCUAUCAGGGGAUAACAAAGGAGUUAAUACUAUAUUGGUACGAGGGACUAUAGGCAAUAGGAAACUAACAGUAUUGAUUGACUCAGGGAGUACUCACAGUUUCAUUGAUGCCUCCACAGUCAAGGAAUCGGGAUACCAAGCUCAACCCUGCCCACCAGUGAGGGUAAUAGUUGCUGAUGGAAACUAUGUUAUAUGUACUGCAAUUUGCAUGAGCUAUCAGUGGAAGAUGCAGGGCAGACCAUUCCAAGAGAAUCUAUUAAUUAUUCCAUUGGGAGGCUGUGAUAUGGUUAUGGGGAAUGAUUGGAUGAAGAAGCACAAUCCAACCAAAUUUGAUCAUGAGAAGAUGUGUGUUACCAUUGGUAAGAAUGGUAACAAGCUGGUGUUACAAGGCAUCACUGAUGAAGGAAAGCUGACUAUGAUCUCCAGUGGAACCAUGGGCAAGAUGUUAAGGAAAGGUCAGGCUCUAAUAGCUCACCUAUUCAUGAUGAGUACUGUUAAUACUGAAGAACAAGAGCCAGUGGGGGAGGCCAUUGAAGAGGUACUACAGCAAUGUUCAGAUGUCUUUGCUGAGCCCAAGACCUUGCCUCCUGUCAGAACAUUAGACCAUAGCAUACCCUUGAAACCAGGAGCAAUGCCAGUCAGUUUGAGGCCCUACAGGUACAACUAUUACCAGAACGAGGAAUUAGAAAGGCAGGUUAAGGAGAUGCUUACUAAUGGCAUCAUACAGCAUAGUCAAUCACCCUACUCUUCCCCAGCCUUACUUGUCAAGAAGAAAGAUGGAUCAUGGAGAUUCUGUGUAGAUUAUAGAGGGCUGAAUGACAUCACAAUUAAGGAUAAAUACCCCAUACCCAUUGUAGAUGAUCUAUUGGAUGAGUUGUGUGGAUCUGUGAUGUUUUCAAUGGUGGAUUUGAGGGCUGGCUACCACCAGACCAGAAUGAAGGUGGAGGAUGUGUACAAGACUGAUUUCAGAACUCACAUGGGCCACUAUGAGUUCAGGGUGAUGCCCUUUGGGCUAACAAAUGCUCCAGCCACCUUCCAAGCCUUGAUGAACCAGGUUUUUCAACCCUUCCUCAGGAAAUUUGUGUUAGUUUUCUUUGAUGACAUAUUGGUAUACAGCCUAUCUGAGAAGGAACAUGUAGCUCAUUUGAGUGCAGUGUUUAGCAUCUUAAGGAAACAUUCCUUAUUUGAAAAAAGAUCUAAAUGUUCAUUUGGUCAGUCCAAAGUUGAAUAUCUGGGGCAUAUUAUAACUGUGAAAGGAGUGUCAACUGACCCUUCCAAGAUCAAGGCUAUGAUUGACUGGCCCACCCCCAAAUCUGUGAAAGCUUUAAGAGGAUUCUUGGGACUGACUGGGUAUUACAGGAAGUAUGUUACCAACUAUGGCAGCAUUUGCAGGCUCUUGACUGAUUUGUUGAGAAAGGAUGCUUUCAAAUGGAGUGAGGAGGCAGAGUUAGCAUUUGAAAAAUUAAAGAGGGCUAUGUCUUCUACACCUGUACUAGCACUACCUGACUAUAGUAAGGAGUUCAUAGUGGAAACUGAUGCUAUCCAAAUGGGCAUUGGGGUUGUACUAAUGCAGGAAGGUAGGCCCAUAGCUUAUUUUAGUAAAGUCUUAGCCCCAAGACACAGGGGCAAAUCUAUCUAUGAAAAGGAGUAUAUGGCUUUGCUAAAUGCAGUGGAGAAGUGGAAGCAUUACCUACAAUACAAGCAUUUUGUGUACAAGAAAGGAGCUGAAAAUAGGGUUGCUGAUGCCCUGUCCAGACAACAGGAAGGCCUUAAAGUUUCAAUGAACCAACUCCAGGGUACUUUACAAGCCAUCAGUGUUUCAGUUCCUGCAUGGGUGCAGGAAAUAACACACAGCUAUGAAGGGGAUCCUAAGGCUACUGAAAUCAUUAGCCAACUGGCUGUGACCCAACAAGGACCUAGCAUAUGGCAUUACAAUGCUAGCAUAUCAGAAAGAAGGGCAAAAUUUACAUUGGUACCAGUGGGGAACUCAGAACUCAAUUGA
Nicotiana attenuata is the source of this 3054-nucleotide messenger RNA. RefSeq lists its product as uncharacterized. Lineage: Eukaryota; Viridiplantae; Streptophyta; Magnoliopsida; Solanales; Solanaceae. The record is from RefSeq and is a predicted model, not a curated record. Gene Ontology annotation, molecular function: aspartic-type endopeptidase activity. The transcript is spliced from 2 exons. The coding region runs from base 1 to 3054 and encodes 1017 amino acids. Gene Ontology annotation, biological process: proteolysis.